Molecule: messenger RNA, 1857 nt
Organism: Trichoderma breve
Lineage: Eukaryota; Fungi; Ascomycota; Sordariomycetes; Hypocreales; Hypocreaceae
Product: fungal zn(2)-Cys(6) binuclear cluster domain-containing protein
Exons: 5
Coding region: 1-1857 (618 amino acids)
Biological process (GO): positive regulation of transcription by RNA polymerase II
Cellular component (GO): nucleus
Molecular function (GO): DNA-binding transcription factor activity, RNA polymerase II-specific; transcription cis-regulatory region binding; zinc ion binding
Source: RefSeq, a predicted model, not a curated record
AUGCGUUCGUACAGUGGUUGCGUCACUUGCCGGCAUCGAAAACUCAAGUGCGAUGAAGAGAGGCCAGUGUGUCAAAAUUGUACCAAGAGCUCACGCGAUUGUCGCUACGUCGAAAGAGCAGUCUUUCGCAGUUUUGACAGUAGUGUACUAUUGAAUGGGAAAUUAAAGAACAGCGUAGACACUCGCGAACCGUUUGAUGACAAUCAAACAUGGCUGAGCAUCCCCAGACGUCGCCUAGUCACUUUCAUCAAUAUUGAGGAUCCAUAUGAUUACGAUUCCCCAUCUUUGCCUGAGUGUGACUUGGAGAACCUGGAUCACUCAGUGGCACACAACCUAGACGACGAGACAACGCAAACGCCUCAUACCGGCAAGGAUGAAACAUCAGAUAGGGAUGGAGAUAAUCUCACACACUUCUCAAGAACUCUAAAUGGGGAUGAACCCCUGGCUAUACCUCGAUCAAAUGAUGAUUCGCAUGACAAUAUCUUGACCUUGCGAUUACUGCGACACUUCAAAGAAGGACCUGGACAAUGGAUGGAUACUUUUGAUACUGGAGCCUACUUCUCACACAAGGUAACAGUCAUGGCAGCCACAAAACCCUUGUUGAAAUCCGCCGUGUGUGCUCUCGCGGCCAAGCACCUGGGGCACUGUCAAACAAAUAUGACUCGACGAUAUGGAGAGCUUUCAGAUGAGAGACGUAUUCUCUUGUCUCCGUUUGAUGACAGAGUUGACUGGCAUUAUCAAUCUGCUAAACAUUAUGGUUAUGCUAUAAAGCAUCUCAAAAUCGCUAUCAAUCUAGGAGCUUUUGAAACAGACGAUGCCGAUAAAGAAGAAUUAUUUGCUUCUAUAACAAUACUAUGCACGUAUGAGCUGAUGGACGCCCCAGGCACAGCUUGGAGUGCCCAUCUCAGCGCUCUACCGCUAUUCAGCCCAAGACCGGAUGCCGAGUUAAUUCUGGGCUCCCCCAUCUCAAUUCCGAGGGCUCCUGUGUCGGGACCGAUAUUCUGGAGCCUGGCUAGACAAGAUUUGCUCUGCUCCUUCAUAAGUGAGACGCAGACGCGACUGGAUUUGAAAGAUAUUCGUCUAUGGCAAAAUGCAGGUCUUGUCACUGACGAACAUGGAUCACUGAUGCCCUUUUACAUCUCAAACGCUGCUGAUGUUGAAGAGGAUGCAAGAAGUAAUGAACUGGUCUGGCUGCUGGGUAAAAUUGCGAACCACAUUGCCGCUGGAGAUGCCCUAGAUCCUAAGCACUAUGCUCUUCCGCCAGGGCAGCGACCCCUAGUCGGUGUAACACAAGAGCAGCUGCUGGAGAGAUGGAAUAUCCUCAUUAGAGAGCUUCAAAACUGGCGUUGUAGCCUUCCAGCCAGCUUCAACCCGAGUGCCCGAACCACUGGUGCUGAAAUGACUGGAGCGGUUGAAGAGGAGGAAGAGAGUUGCCCUCUAAACUUUGAGAAGAUAUGGUACGAAGCGCCGAUAUGUGCCGCAACAAUGCAGAGCUAUCACAUGGCCUGCAUUUUGUUACUAACAAAUCAGCCUCAAGAGUCCACCGCAGUACGAUCGUCCGUUUCUGCGCGUCUAGACUCGUAUCGACAAAGUGAGCGUGAGGCUCUCCGCCACGCUCGGGAAAUUUGCGGCAUCAGCCUAACAAACCCUCCGGAUUCGGUGCGCGUGCACUCUGUGCAAGCUCUCUUUGUAGCGGGACAAGUAUUUACCGAUUCGCAAGACCUUCAGGUGGUGCUCGGGCUUUUGUCCAGCAUUGAACGAGACCUUGGAUGGACGACAAGCCACCAUGCUUCGCGAAUUACAGAUUUGUUGGCUAGGCGGAGUAGUGAUAAAGAUCCAGAAUGGAUCUUUAGCUAA